This is a messenger RNA of Alternaria ventricosa, 336 nucleotides long. RefSeq lists its product as uncharacterized. The transcript has 2 exons. Lineage: Eukaryota; Fungi; Ascomycota; Dothideomycetes; Pleosporales; Pleosporaceae. The record is from RefSeq and is a predicted model, not a curated record. Bases 1 to 336 code for a protein of 111 amino acids.
AUGGCUUCUUCCAACCCUUCCAACUUUGCCAACCUCCCCAAGGACAAGCUCAGUGAGAUUGCCGCCAAGGGUGGCCAUGCCUCUCACGGCUCUGGCAACAGCGACGCCACGUCCACCGGCAGCAGCGGCAAUGCUGACCGUAACCCUGACGGUACCUUCACCAAGGGCUCAGACCUCGCAAAGGAGCUAGGCGCUCAAGGUGGCCAUGCUUCCCACGGUGCUACGGACUCCACAUCGAACAGCAGCGAGCCAGGCCGUAACCCAGAUGGCACAUUCAAGAAGGGCAGUGAACUUGCGUCCGAGUUAGGCACCCAGGGCGGACAUGCCUCCCACUAG